GCCCGCCAGCCAGCCCAGAAUAAUCAGUUGCCGAUAUCGCACCGAGGUCGUUGCAACACUGUCGAGCCAGUUUGGUCCCGAAGUCCAGGCUUUUUUUCGUUCCUUCUCUUCGUUAUGUAUUAUUAACCGAAAGAUAACACGAUACACGGAACGGACCCUUGCCAAAGCGGGCAGGCAAGACCCUUUUAUAAGAUCUACCCGUUGAUGGAAGAACGACAGCGCAAACCUUCGGAACGUGUCGGGUCAGUGUGCGGUUGACGUUGGUGAACUUUGGGUUGAUUUUAAUCGACGUCCCCAUCAGGAGGAUAUCGCGAGCUUACAAAUUUGCCAGCUGGACGUGCUGCAGUGAACAAAAAGAAAGCGUUGAGCGAAAAAUCGAUUCCUUUAUAGAAUCUGUGAUAAGAAGGCUCCUUUUUCGCCGCAUUGUGGAAACUAAUUAUUUUCGUCAAGUCGCAAGUGUCGUGGUCACGUAGCCUAGUACGUACCAGGGUGAAAGGUAGCGCACUACCUCGUGGUCAAAUAUUUGAUUUGUGCUGUGAUAAUUUUUAAUGAAAAGUCACCUCCGUUCCCAGUUCCCCGCACAAGCUAGAGAUUAGAUUUGGUGAACCGCCGCGAGAGUGUUGUGAAAAUGAACGUUCGCAUCAUUGUGUUGCUUUUCGCCGUCUUUUUGUACGUGCAGGUGUUACGUGCGCAGGAGGAAGAUCCGGUCGCAACGGAUCCGGUACCUCCGGACGUUCGUGUUGUCGUGUCGCACCUUUGUCACUUCAAAAAGCCGCUGCAAGAUCCAACCGACGUUGAUGGCGAUCAGUAUUGCGAUUGUGAUGUACAUAAUUCGGCUACCGGGCUACCGGAGAUUCAGAUCGAUUGUAAGCGGCAUCAGCUAGGGGAUGACUUCUGGCAGGACUAUGAACAGUUGCCGCAGGGUACGAUUCGGCUGGACCUAUCGCAUAACGGUCUAACGCUCGUGCCGCGCCUUAGCGGGGAGAAGCUACGUUAUCUGAACCUCGGACACAACCAGAUAACGACCGUGCCCGAUAAGGUGUUUGCCAAUGUGUCGCUGCUGGAGCAGCUGGAUCUAAGCAGUAAUCGUAUCGAAACGCUCACCACAGACGCUUUGGGUGGGCUUUCCAACAUCAAGCACCUCGAUUUGAGCGGGAAUCGUAUCAGCUCGAUUGAGGUGAAUGCAUUCUCGAACGCACUGCAGCUGAGACAUCUCAUCCUCUCGAACAACUCGCUCGGUACGUUCUUCAACCGUACUGAGGCUGACCUCUACCUACGGCUCGGAGUCACCAACAGGCUGGAAGUUCUGGAGAUGCAACGGUGUAACCUCACCAACAUAAACCUGGCCAGCGGUGUCGGUCUCGAGCGUGCCCUGCUCGGCUACAACCGGAUACAGCAACUGACCAAACUUCCGAAGCAGCUCGCCUACCUCGACCUCAGCGGAACGCCGAUCCGUAGCCUUCCGGCAAAGUUCCUGCCCCAUCUGCUCCAUCUCGAAUCGCUCAUCCUGCAAGACAUGCCCAUCCUCUACACACUGGAGGAGUACGCACUCUACGGGCUACCCCGACUGGCCAUGCUCAAUCUACAAGGCUCUCGUAACCUCUCCUCCAUCCAUCCGCAUGUCUUCGGCCAGAAUGUUGUCCGCAACGAAACCGACACCGAGCUGAAGCGUCUCAUCCUGAAGGGAACCAACAUCCGAACGCUCAACUCUACGCUACAGUUUGCGUUCGAGAAUUUGCGUCUACUGGACAUCCGUGGCGCUCCGCUGCGUUGUGACUGUCAGUUGCGUUGGUUGCGCGAACUGCCGAACCUGAUGACACUCGGCGUCUGCGUCAAACCGAACGCACUGCGCGAGAAGAGAUUCGGCACGGUUGAGCCGCAUCAGUUCCAGUGCCGUGCGGAACAGUUUUGGAUCUACACCAUGUUCAAUGUGCUGCUAGCGAUCCUACUGAUUGUGCUUGUGUCGAUCGGUAUCUUCCUGAUUGUGAGAGCUAUCCGGCCCAAACCGCACGUGCAGAUGAGGAUGGUCGGUGCGACGAGUCCGUAUGCACGCGUUACGAUCGAACCGAACAGGGCAGAGGUGUUGUAGAGAGUGGCGCAUCGACGAGAAGCACCCUUUCCUUGGAACCUUCCCAGUGAUCUGUACAUAGAAAUGACAUAGGAGUUAAAAGUCUGGUGUAAGAUUAAAUGUUUUGUAAGAAUAGACUGUAAAUGUACAUGUAGACUUCUCUUUCUCGAGUGAGCUAGACGUAAGAUACGAAAUUCAAUAAAAUGGAAAAGUUUUAUAUUAAACCACUA
Messenger RNA from Anopheles stephensi (Asian malaria mosquito), 2298 nucleotides. RefSeq names its product leucine-rich repeat and immunoglobulin-like domain-containing nogo receptor-interacting protein 1. Gene Ontology annotation, molecular function: protein binding. Lineage: Eukaryota; Metazoa; Arthropoda; Insecta; Diptera; Culicidae. The record is from RefSeq and is a predicted model, not a curated record. The transcript has a single exon. Bases 629 to 2089 code for a protein of 486 amino acids.